UUGACAUUUCCCAUUCCCAUCACAUUCAGUUACAGUCAUUCUCAACCAAAAUGUAUUGACAACGGGUAAUCGUAACAGAGAAAUCAAAAAGAUUUCAUAAAUUAAACUUGUCAAUGAAACAGGCCAUUACCGUCCGGAUCACGAAACAUGUCGGCUAGCAGGUUAGACGCUGUGUACAGGAGUAUACUUUUAACAAAAUUUUUUACUAAAGGAUGGGGGAAACCGGAGAACUUACGAAGGUUAUUCGAGUUCAGAAAAGUGGUUUCAAACCGCGACGAAUGCUUCAAAUUAGUUGAAAGGGACUACCCUGUUACGAUUACAAAGCAUCAAACACUCUCAGAUUGCCAACUGUUUGAAGGCUACUUCAUAACCCCUUUGGAACGGUAUCUACCUGGAAUAGUGCCCAAAAUAGCACAAAAAGCACAUUUUCAAGCACUCCUGCCGAUCCACUGGGCGGAAAAACAUUGCAAACCUGUAUGUCUACAUCUAGCUGGCACUGGCGACCAUUUUUUCUGGCGACGACGCAAUCUGAUGGUGAAGCCGUUGCUGAAAGAAGCUGGCAUCGGUGGCAUCAUACUGGAGAACCCGUUCUAUGGUCUGCGUAAGCCGACUGAUCAAGUUCGUUCCUCGCUGCACAACGUUUCGGAUAUAUUCGUGAUGGGCGGCUGUUUGAUCCUGGAGUCCCUGGUGCUGUUCCAUUGGUGCGAGCGCAACGGACUCGGCCCGCUCGGGGUCACCGGCCUCUCUAUGGGCGGGCAUAUGGCAUCAUUGGCAGCUACAAACUGGCCGAAACCUCUAGUCCUGGUCCCAUGUCUGUCAUGGUCAACAGCAUCUGCAGUAUUCUUACAGGGUGUAAUGUCUCAUUCGAUAAACUGGGACCUACUAGAGGACCAAUACUUAUCAGACGGCGAGUAUAGAGAAAAGCUAUCCAAAAUGGUGACCAUAGUUGACGAGGCUUUCCUAGCCGGCAAGAAGUUCGCACGCACGUACUCACAAAACAUAGACAUACCACAAGAAAAAACGGACAAAAAUGAAACGAAGAAAGAAUUAGAUAUAACCUACAAAGAAAAUGCUGUACCAGAAAAUAUAAUAGAUAUUAACAAAGUGCCUAAAAAUGAAGAUAAGAGCCAAAUCGAGAAUAUACAUGAAGAAUUGAAAAUGUUAUUGGAUGAAAACAAAAUUAGUUUAGAGUUGUAUAAUAAAUUGACGUCGAACGAGAAGUUUGUGUUGGAGCCGGCUGACAUCGAUGCUAUCAACAAUAUGACUGAGCCACAGAUCAAGGAAGUGUUGUUAAAGUGUAAAGUUGCCGACCUCCAAGAACUAGUAGUGACAAUACAAAAACAAUCAGAAGCGAAUAAUAAUAAGGUUCGAUCUGCAGUACUAAGUGCCAAACAAGACGUAGUAGAAAGUCCAAAGCCUCUAGAAAACCCAUUAACAACCGUACAACCACCUAAAGAAGAAAUUAUAAAAAAACCAGAGAAAUCAUGGAAUUUCACAUCAGACUUGUGGAUAAAUUACCUACCGUUUCUAAAAUCGAGUGCUAAAAGUGGGAAGAAGAUAGAUAUAAGUAAAAUACAUUGGAGAGACAGAGAGACCCUACAGUUCAUGAGAGGUAUCAUGGACGAAUGUACGCAUCUUAGCAACUUUUCCGUACCUUAUGACACUUCGUUGAUCAUUGCUGUAUGCGCAAAACACGACGCGUACGUGCCCCGUGAUGACGUCGGUACGUUGGAGGAGAUCUGGCCCGGCGCUGAGGUGCGAUACGUCGACGCGGGACACGUGUCCGCCUACAUACUACACCAGUCACUGUUCAGAGCCUGCAUAAAAGAAGCAUUCGAGCGAUCAAAGAAAAGGUGGCGCGACGGCGGACAUAUCAACUGACAAUAGCUUAUACCUAGCACUAGUAUGACGUUCCUUUACAUUAAGAUAAACAAAGUAAGCUCAAACAUUCACUCAGGUAUUAGUUGACAAACUAAUAUACCUGUCAGGACUGAAAAGGGGCGGGGUAUGAUACGCUCCGCCCCUUUAGGCAGCAAUGUCUGUAAAAUUGGUGCAAUGUAAAAAGGCUUGAUGUUACAUCUCCUUUUUUGUUUAAACUAGCCAGUCUGUUGACAGUGCCAUGUUGGAUUUAGCACAAUUUUUACGAAUAGCAAUACACGCGAACUUCUUAACUUUUAUUUGAAGUUGAAGUUCUAAACAUAUAUUAAUAUCUUCGAUCAUUCAUGUAUAUGGGAAUUGACGAUUAUCAAGCCAGGUCUUAUACGGCUUGAUUCGUUCAAUUCCCGUGAACAGUUAGCACAAAGUAACUGGACAUGAAGUCUACCGUCCAGGAUCUAACAGCGCUACACUCGAAACAGAUUAUAACAAAUCUCACUUAUCAGUUGAAUCGAUUUUAGUACUUUUUUUCAUUGACAUACAAUUUAAAUUCCAUUUACGUAGCUGUAAGCGAAGGUUGUUAAAAUUUGUAACGUGGUUUUCUAUGUCCCAGCUUAACGAAACAAUAAAGUACAAAUUUAAUUUUCGAGCGCAUAUUGUUUAGAUGAUAAUUUCCAGUGUUGUAACGCUUUUAGAGUUAUUUAUUGUAGACGACUCUUUGUGUAAAUAAGAACAAAUUAUAUAUUUCUCUAUUGAGAUGAGAUUGUAAAGUGUACAUUGUAUUUUUAUAAAUAAAAUUGUUUUUUAUUACU
Messenger RNA from Spodoptera litura, 2687 nucleotides. Its product is annotated as cardiolipin-specific deacylase, mitochondrial. The record is from RefSeq and is a predicted model, not a curated record. NCBI's taxonomy places the organism in Eukaryota, Metazoa, Arthropoda, Insecta, Lepidoptera, Noctuidae.